AAAAGUUGUGCGGGAAUUUCGCGCGGUAAAUAUAAAGUAAACGAUCAUAGCAGGAUAAAUUUGUUAGCUUGAAGAUCUAUUUAAAAAACUUUAAAAAUGUCCAAUAUAGCACCAGCAAACAAAAAUAUCAUUUGUUCCUCAAUGGGAAAAGUUAAAAAAGGAGAAAUUCAGAUCAUAUUUGGUCCCAUGUUCUCGGGAAAAACGACUGAAUUAGUAAGAAGAUUAAAGAGAUAUCAGAUAGCCAAUUACAAUGUUUUAGUUAUUAAAUAUUCUAAAGAUACAAGAUAUGACGACAAUGAUAUAGCUACACAUGACAGACAAACUUUACCAGCUGUAUCAACUGAAAAACUAUAUGAUUUAAAAUCUAAAGCUCAACAAUUUGAAGUCAUUGGUAUUGAUGAAGGCCAAUUUUUUCCUGAUGUAGUAAAAUUCUGUAAUGAGAUGGCCAAUGCUGGUAAAACAGUCAUAGUUGCAGCAUUAGAUGGUACCUUUCAAAAACAGGGAUUUGGUAACACCUUAGAAUUAGUACCUUUAGCAGAACAUAUAAUUAAAUUAUCAGCAGUUUGUAUGAUGUGUUAUAAUGAAGCCUACUUUACUAAGAGAAAGAGCAAUGAAACAGCUGUAGAAGUGAUAGGUGGUGCUGAUAAAUACUUAGCAGUAUGUCGUAGUUGUCACGAAUCAUCCCCAGUCAAACAGUCACCACAGAAACGAUCUCCAUUUAAAGAACGUUCCAAUACACCGCAAAUUAACACUUUGUCUAUUAAAACAGAUACCACACGCAAACUAUUUGAUAGUUCCCAACACAAAGAAAACUCGACAUUUCGAAAGAAUUUUUGUUUUGAGAGCUGUAAUGCUUAGUGCUAGUUAAACAAAUCGUAGAGUAUGGCACGAGAUUAAAAUGUUGAUUGCAUGUCUGAUUAUUUUAAUGAUUUAUAAUUAGUGGAGACGUUGAUGACAGAAUUUAAAAAGUGAUUGUGCUUUAAAAUACUGUUUUUAUUGCUUGAAUUCAAGAGCGCCUUUAAAUACUAUGUCAUAGCUCAUGAAUUCAAGAGAACCUUUUAAAAACCAUAGCUCAUGAAUUCAAGAGCACUUUUUAAAAACCAUACAAUAGCUCAUGAAUUCAACAGCUUCUUUUAAAUACCAUACCAUAUCUCAUGAAUUCAAGAGCACCUUUUAAAAACCAUACCAUAUCUCAUGAAUUCAAGAGCACCAUUUAAAAACGGUACUAUAUGUAAUAAAUUCAAGAGCAUCUUUUAAAUAUCACGAGUACCUUUUAAAUACCACACCAUAGCUAUUUCGAGAAAUUUUAGCCUUUUUAUGGCUUCUUUUUGUAUUAUAAUACUUUUCCAUCAGGUAGUUCCUGCAAUUAUAGAAAUUCUUAACCUUAUAUGUCAUUAUCGCAAAUGCUACUAAUAAUAUCACAAUGAUAUUUGUGAUAGCUUAGUUUUAGUGGAAUUGCAGGUAUCAUAAAUAUCAGACUGUAAAAUUGGAAUGGUGCAAAUUAAUGUAAUCAUUGUCCCUGAUGUACAUAAAAGAUAAGAAAAUCUCUCUACAUUUCUUUAAUUACAGUUAAUCUGUUAAUUUGCAUGUUAAGAAUUAGUUACAUCAAGAAUAUAUUGAAAAUUUAUUUGAAAAGAACAGAGGCUGUUAUCCUAGUUGAGUAUUGUGUAAUUUGGUAGAGUUGAGAGAAUGAUUUUUUUCUUUUCAAUUUAAAUUGUUUUGGAAUCUUCCAAAUUGAAUGAAUGUAUGGAUUCUCAAAAAAACAAUUUUUUUUUUAGACUUUUAUCUUAUGUUAUUAAGCAUAUAUCUUAACCUAUAAUACAUUUUAUUUUAUUUUUAUUCUUUUAAUUUUCAUUAAUUUUUAUUAAUUUUUAUUAAUUUUUAUUCCUUAAAAUUUAGAUGUAUGUAGUUACUACACUUGUCCUUGAUCUGACAAAUUUUUCUUUAAUUCAUGUUCAGUAGAACUUUGCCCAAUUGCAUUGUAAGUCAAUGUUUAACAAGAAUAUCCCAGGAUUCCUUACAUUACUUGAUUUGGUUACAGCAAUUGAUUGGUUUAAGACCUAGAACAUGACAUGCAUAACAAUUUUGUCAGAUCAUGGAUACAUCCAAAUUUUCAUUUUAUCAGAUUGUAAUAUUUUGCUAUGAUUACUAACAGUAUUGUCAUGAUGUUUUUAAAAUAUGUCAUAAAUUUAGAAAAUAAUAUUUCUGAUUUUUGUACAAGAGGAUUUUACAUCUUGAAACAAAUAACCUUUCAUGUUAAAUUAAGGGAUAUUUCUUGUAACAUCCGAUUCAAGUCUAUUUUUUUCUCAAAAAAGACAUCAAAUAUAUAUUAGAUUUAAGAUACAAGUUGCACCCCUUUGCCAGAAUACGUCUCUGCCCGAAAAUGCACGUAUCUGGUUCUUAGUGACUUAAAAAAAUUUUUUUAUGGAAUUAAGACUUUAAGUAAUAAUAAUAAUGAUUUAUUUAUUAAAGUGUCACACAGCAUAGAACAUAUAAAUAUACAAAU
Molecule: messenger RNA, 2506 nt
Organism: Lottia gigantea (owl limpet)
Lineage: Eukaryota; Metazoa; Mollusca; Gastropoda; Lottiidae
Exons: 7
Coding region: 97-858 (253 amino acids)
Biological process (GO): thymidine metabolic process
Molecular function (GO): ATP binding; thymidine kinase activity
Source: RefSeq, a predicted model, not a curated record